UGAGGUGAUCCGGCGCGAGGCCCGAAGAGACCGGCUCAGGAGAACCACCAGGCCGAAGUCUCUUCGGGCUGUCCAGGGCUGGUUCAGAUGCCACGACCCCUGAACACCGUGGGCGCGGCCCCGCCUCCCUUUCCUUGCUGCCUUCACGACCUUACGACCCCACCAUCGACUGUGUGGGUUGUCCCCUGGUGGGGCGUUGACUAACCAGGCCGACCUCUGAACCCAGAUACCUGGGUUUCAGAACGUGGUUUUCUUUCCGCCCAGCCUUGGGUGCGUUGUGUACCAGUGAGCUAGUAGCAACAGACAGGCUUUCGUUCGACCCAGGUUGGCUUCCAACUCCUCAUCUCCCUUCCUCCACCUUCGGAGUGCUGGGAUUACAGGCAUGAGCCACCCCCCUGGUGUUUAUGCGGUGCCGGAUGGAACACAGGGCUAAAUUAGAACUAGGCAAUCGCUAGUUCUAAUCCCCAGCCCGCAAAUGCUAGGCGGGGUUAUCAACCUAGUCUUAGGAAGUCCUGAUGAUAUAUUCUCAGGGGCCUCAUGUUCCGGUGUAGCGCCAACUGCUGUGAGGACAACCAGGCAUCUAUGCAGCAGGUGCACCAAUGCAUCGAACGCUGCCAUGCACCUUUGGCUCAAGCUCAGGCCUUGGUGACCAGUGAGCUGGAAAGAUUCCAGGACCGCCUGGCCCGGUGCACCAUGCACUGCAAUGACAAAGCCAAAGACUCGAUGGACGCAGGAAACAAGGAGCUGCAGGUGAAGCGGCAGCUGGACAGCUGUGUGGCCAAGUGUGUGGACGACCACAUGCACCUCAUCCCAACGAUGACCAAAAAGAUGAAGGAGUCUCUGUCAUCCAUCGGGAAAUAAAAUUGUUUGCCAGUGACCGUGGGGCUGAGGGCACGCUAUUUAAAAGGAAGAAUGGAAGUUUAGCAAUGUUUAUAAGCAGUGUUUAUGAAUGAGGAAAACUCAGGACACAGCAAGUUCCAGGCAAAUGCCACUCACCCCUGGACACCAGUUCCUUUGCAUCUGGAUCUUAGAAGGUGAAGUGGAAAGAAGCUGGUGCUAAAAUUUGGAUCACAGAUAGCACAGGGGAGAAUUCUAGACCUAAAUUGUCACGGGCCAGUGCUUGUUCUGGCAGGAGAGAUUGCCCUUAUGCCCAGGGCUCAGAUUCUCACUACGUAGACAUCAAGCUGGAAGCUUUCUUCAGCCUGCUGGUAAAGUUUGAGAAGUGUGUCUCUUUGCCAAGCUCCUGUUUACCACACACACACCUUGCAUGUGCUCUGAAACAACACUCAGUCAGCUAGUCAUUUAGAGGGAGGAAAAGAUUUCCUUCUAGAUCUUUUCGGUUUGUCUUACAUGCAAGGGCACAAAGUGGAUUUAAGAUGCAGGAGGGAGAGAAAUUUGAAUAGCUUCUAAAGGUUCCUUUAAGUUUUGGCCAUCAAGAUGGGAAAGUCUAUUUCUUCAAAUUCUGUCAUUCUGGAAGCCCCUGAAGAAGCAGGGCAGUAUCAUACUGUGCAUGGGAAACAGCUUCCUUCUCUGACUUCUGUGGCAAAGUGACACAUCCCCAUGAAGAACAAGGGAGUGUGAUUGUCAGUCACAUACCAGUAGCUGAGAAUAAACAGUCAAAUAGGAACUGUUGAGAAGUACUAGGUUUGGGAAAACCUAAAUUUUACAGAAUCCAAACCCAAUAUUACUCCCUCGGCCCCUUGAGCCUUUUAGAGGUAAUCCUCUAGCACAAGGAAGCCUAAGAGUAAGCAGCUUGGGCCAAGGAAAGCUAGGACCACUGUAGAGCUAGACAGGCACACCUCACCAAAUGCCAUUUCUGCCUGGGGCUUUGCAGUGCAGUGUUGCUGCCCCGACAUGGCACCUUAUCUUGGAUAAGCACUAUGUUGUAUUUAUACCAAUUAAUUACUUGAAACAGUGAUAAUUCUUGUCAGUUUGCUGUCGAGCCUGUGAUAUAUUUUCCAAGUGGUUUUGUUUUUAAAUAAAGUUUCAUGGUCUCCAACUUU
Messenger RNA from Peromyscus leucopus (white-footed mouse), 2003 nucleotides. RefSeq names its product family with sequence similarity 136 member A (gene Timcc). Bases 538 to 861 code for a protein of 107 amino acids. NCBI's taxonomy places the organism in Eukaryota, Metazoa, Chordata, Mammalia, Rodentia, Cricetidae. The transcript has 3 exons. The record is from RefSeq and is a predicted model, not a curated record. Gene Ontology annotation, cellular component: cytoplasm.